UAUUUGUUUUGUUUCCAGCUGAUCGCCGCCAUGAUAACGUGGCUCGUGAUGAACGAUCGUCAUUUACAGGUGAAAACGUCGAAUAACGAGUGCUAUCGUGUAACACCAGUUUACGGAUUCGUCGAAAAGUUGUCAAAGACUGAACUGAUAGUGAUUCGGCUCGAAGGACCACCGAAAGACGAUAAAUUCGUGGUGCAAUGGGCCGAAGUGCCGGAUGAAGAGACCGACGCACAGGCACCGUUCAAGGCCGGUGCGCAAUCCGGUGAAGUGAUUAUGCCAGUUAAUGCACAAUGA
This is a messenger RNA of Anisakis simplex (herring worm), 294 nucleotides long. Lineage: Eukaryota; Metazoa; Nematoda; Chromadorea; Rhabditida; Anisakidae. The record is from the annotation of a GenBank genome assembly.